This is a messenger RNA of Peromyscus californicus insignis, 2825 nucleotides long. RefSeq names its product RAD52 homolog, DNA repair protein (gene Rad52). The transcript has 12 exons. The record is from RefSeq and is a predicted model, not a curated record. Bases 926 to 2146 code for a protein of 406 amino acids. Gene Ontology annotation, biological process: mitotic recombination; double-strand break repair via homologous recombination; DNA recombinase assembly. Lineage: Eukaryota; Metazoa; Chordata; Mammalia; Rodentia; Cricetidae. Gene Ontology annotation, cellular component: nucleus.
ACUCUGUAGAACAAACUGGUCUCGAACUCAGAGAUCCGCCAGGCUCUGCCUCCAAGUGCUGGGAUUUAAAGGCAUGCGCCACCAUGGCCUGGCAAAAGAUGCCUUUCUCUUUAUUCAAGGAAUGGACAAGUUGAGUGGUCAACUCAUUCCAGAAACUGCUGAGUUCUUCUUGCAGCUGGUGCCAUUGUCCUGUGCAAAUAUCCUGGUCUUUUAGGUUUGGGCUCUACAAUAGGUUCGAGGACUUUCGGUUUAUUUCUUAAUUGCAUCUGACUCGGUGUUCCUGGGAAGACGAUUAGUCAAGUCAGUCAUCCAGGAAAACAACGAAGAUCCUGGCGAUAAUGGCCAGAUAAUGAAUUGGUUAAAUUGUAGCAAUCUAAAAGCCUGACCUUUUUUUUUUUUCUUUUAAUAAGUUCUCAGUAUACAAACUACACCUCGGGCUGCCAGGACCUCCUAGUUUAAGUGCGCACUAGGUGGGGUGACAGACAGAAUGGCUGGACAAGCCCCUCUCAAGGCGCCUACACAAGCGGGGUGAAGGGCGAAAAGCCAGCCCCAAGGUCUUGGGGCUUGGAUGAAGCCGCAUCCUUGAAGGGAGGGCAAGGACCGUCGAGAGUGGAGGUGCCGCGGCUGCAGGCCGAUCCUGGAGGUAGAAAGGCUAGCCGCUGCUUGCGGUGGGCAUAACAGAGCGAGUGGCUCAGGACGCCGUUUACUCGGCAGCCUCCAGCCCGCGUCACGAUUUGCGACAGACUGCUUUGCGGCCCGGGUCGCCUCCUGACUUGACUUACGGCUCCUCCUUCUGUUUCGCCUUGGGUGCGGACCUCCUUCCCGGCGUGGCCUGAGCUUGCGCCUCCGUCUCUUCUGCGAGGCCCCCUUCGGCUGCCCGGUAGUGGGACCGAGCUCCUGCGUGCACCGCGUUCCGAGAGUCAACAUGGCCGGAGCCGAGGAAGCGGUCGACGGCGGUGGUGACAAGCGUCCUCCCUUUGCUGGUGGGAAGUCUGUGCUGUGCUUCGGGCAGAACCAGUACACAGCAGAAGAGUACCAGGCUAUCCAGAGGGCUCUGAGGCAGAGGCUGGGCCCAGAGUACAUCAGCAGCCGCAUGGCUGGAGGAGGCCAGAAGGUGUGUUAUAUUGAAGGUCACCGGGUAAUUAACCUGGCCAAUGAGAUGUUUGGUUACAAUGGCUGGGCGCACUCCAUCACCCAGCAGAAUGUGGAUUUUGUUGAUCUCAACAAUGGCAAAUUCUACGUGGGAGUCUGUGCAUUUGUAAGGGUGCAGUUAAAGGAUGGUUCCUAUCAUGAGGACGUGGGUUAUGGAGUUAGUGAGGGCCUCAGGUCAAAGGCCUUGUCCCUGGAGAAGGCCCGGAAGGAGGCUGUGACUGAUGGGCUGAAACGGGCACUCAGGAGUUUUGGGAACGCACUUGGAAACUGCAUUCUGGACAAAGACUACCUGAGGUCACUAAAUAAGCUUCCACGACAGCUCCCUCUUGAAGUGGAUUUAACUAAAGCAAAGAGAGAAGAUUUUGAACCAUCUGUGGAACAGGCAAGAUACAACAGCUGCCGACAGAAGGAAGCACCGGGACCCCCAAAAGCACAAGAAGCAACUUCCCCUUGCAGACCAAGCCACCCACGCGAUUCAGACAUUAGGCUGCAGGGGGCUAAGGACUGCAGCAGCAGCUCCUGCAGCAGUCUGGCCGCCACCGUGGAGAGUGAUGCUGUUCACCAGCGGAAGCUCCGGAAGCUCCGGCAGAAGCAGCUGCAGCAGCAGUUCCGGCAGCAGAUGGGGGUGCCCCUGAAGGGCCACACACCUGCCGCAGAGGUGGAAGCUGAGUGUCAGGCUGUGCUUCCAGCCCCUCCUCCGGAACACAGUACCCCCCAAACUGCUACCUCAGUACUCCUCAGGGAGAGAGCCGCCUGCCCAGCUAACCCUGAAGACAACCUAGAAAUGUGGGACCUGACUCCAGAUUUAGAGGACAUCAUUAAGCCCUUGUCUAGACCAGAACCACCCCAAACCUCUGCCACCGGAACCCUCAACAACCAGGAGGUGAUCCAGGAUGGUGUCCUUUGCCACCAGAUGCCACCAGAAAAACCUGAAGCCGGGCACCUGCAGACCUGCAGCACUCACCAGCAUGUACUAGGUAGCAGAGAUGUGUGAAGAACAAAAAUUAUGGGACACUCUGACUCUCAUAGGAAGAGCCAGGACCUGAAGAAAAGGAAACUUGAUCCAUCCUGAAGCUGGAUUCUGUCAUGAGAAGUUUGGAAAACUGCAGUUUUAUACCUUGGUUUAUUCUGAACUCAUUAGAGGACUUUAGAGCAUAUUAAUGGAGUACUUUAAAGAGGUUGUCAUGCCAUACCCUGUGAUGGGAGGGAGGCCAACAGAUAAGAUGCCUUUCCUUUGGCUCUGCAAGUUUUUCAGAACUAUUCACUCCCAAAUUACUGUAUCAAGAGAUUUUUAGUUUUCAGGCUGCCUUCUGUUGUUUAGUGAUACAGCCCAUCUAAGCACCAGCUUGAUCGUCACCUACAUUCAAUUAAUUAUAUGUGAGCUCAUCUUUCCUUUGGCUUUGGGUUGUUAAUGUUUUCCACUAAGUGCUAACCAGUAAGGCCAUGGCGGUGGUUCAGGAUCACACGUGGAUUCAUUCAUGUCAACAGAAGCCUUCCUUUAUCCAGAUAGAAGUGCCAAGACGUACAGUGGGUGCUUAAGUAUGAUUUAGGUCUUCUCCGUUCUCAGCACUUACCAUGUCCUGUGGUUGUAUGUAGUUUGUAUGCAGCAGGGAGGCCAGCGCGAAUUCUUUUCAACUUUACAUGAUUAAAUUUUAAUAAAGACUACAUCUCAA